CCAUCUUGCGUCCCCGCGUGUGUGCACCUAAUCUCAGCUGGUCCGCCCGAGACCCCCUGAGCGCCAACCCUAGUCCCCCGCGCGGUCCCAUUUCCGCUCCAACAAGAUGAAAGAAACUAUCAUGAACCAGGAGAAACUCGCCAAACUGCAAGCACAAGUGCGCAUUGGUGGGAAAGGAACUGCUCGCCGAAAGAAGAAGGUGGUUCAUAGAACAGCUACAGCAGAUGACAAAAAACUUCAGUUCUCCUUAAAGAAGUUAGGGGUAAACAAUAUCUCUGGUAUUGAAGAAGUGAAUAUGUUCACAAACCAAGGAACAGUGAUCCACUUUAACAACCCCCAAAUUCAGGCAUCGCUGGCAGCGAACACUUUAACCAUUACAGGCCAUGCUGAGACAAAGCAGCUGACAGAAAUGCUACCCAGUAUCUUAAACCAACUUGGUGCAGACAGUCUGACUAGUUUAAGAAGACUGGCUGAAGCUCUGCCCAAACAAUCUGUGGAUGGAAAAGCACCACUUGCUACCGGAGAGGAUGAUGAUGAUGAAGUUCCAGAUCUUGUGGAGAAUUUUGAUGAAGCUUCCAAGAAUGAAGCAAACUGAAUUGAGUCAACUUCUGGAGAAGAUAAAACUUGAGGAAGUUACUGGGAGCUGCUAUUUUAUAUUAUGACUGCUUUUUAAAAU
Messenger RNA from Lutra lutra (Eurasian river otter), 676 nucleotides. RefSeq names its product transcription factor BTF3-like. Lineage: Eukaryota; Metazoa; Chordata; Mammalia; Carnivora; Mustelidae. The transcript has a single exon. Bases 107 to 595 code for a protein of 162 amino acids. The record is from RefSeq and is a predicted model, not a curated record. Gene Ontology annotation, cellular component: cytosol; nascent polypeptide-associated complex.